AUGGCAGAUAUUGAACAAGUAGUGGAAGAAGUUUUGAAACAAGUUGGUGUUAAGUGUUUCAAGGAUGAACAGCGGAUGAUUUUGGACUGCAUGUUUGAGAAAAAGGACUGUGUCGCCGUGUUACCAACAGAUUUUGGGAAAUCGCUCCCAUUUCAAGCGUAUUUACCAGUGAAGAGAGCUUUACUCCGCACAGGCAAGGAGACCGAUGAAUUGAUAGAGGCAGGAAAAGUAGUCAUCAUCCAUGCAUCUCCCGAGUCAUUAGUUGGAGACGGCCAAUGGAUAUCAACAAUACAAAGACUUAAUGUAACCGACAUCGUAGUAGAUUAA
Molecule: messenger RNA, 327 nt
Organism: Ostrea edulis (European flat oyster)
Lineage: Eukaryota; Metazoa; Mollusca; Bivalvia; Ostreida; Ostreidae
Exons: 2
Coding region: 1-327 (108 amino acids)
Source: RefSeq, a predicted model, not a curated record